AUGUGGGCGAUGCAGUUACCGGCACUGCUGGCCGCGGCAGCGGUGAUGCUGAUGGCGGCGGUGGAAGAUGGCGGCAGAGCAGAGGCGGCGAUCGGGCUGCAGCAGCCGUUGAAGCUCAAGUACCAGUACUACAGGAGGUACACGAGUUGCAGGUACGCGGAGGAGUUCGUGAGGCACCAAGUGACUCUGUACUGGAACAGAGACAAAACCAUCACCGCCAAGCUCCUCCGCUUGCUCUACUCCGACUGCUUCGUCACCGGGUGUGAUGCGUCGAUACUACUGGACGGGCCAGAGUCGGAGAAGAUGGCUCCACAGAACGCGAGGCUGGGUGGGUUCGAGCUCAUCGACAAGAUCAAGACCGUGAUGGAGAGUCGAUGCCCUGGCGUCGUCUCCUGUGCCGAUAUCCUUAACCUCGCCACCAGAGACGCUGUUCAUUUAGCAGGGGGGCCAUCGUAUCCGUUGUUUACAGGGCGAAGGGAUGGAAUGACAUCAAGGGCAUCGACGGUGGAUCUCCCCUCGGCUUCCAUCUCGAGCAAAGCUGCGUUGGCAUACUUCGAAUCCAAAACCUUGGAUGUUCUUGACAUGGCCACCCUGUUAGGUGCACAUGCGAUUGGAACGACUGAUUGCAGCAACGUGGUCGACCGGCUCUACAACUUCAACAACACCGGGAAGCCGGACCCAACCAUGAGCAAAGAAUUCGCUGACCAACUGCGGAAGACCUGCCCUCCUCCGAAUAACUCGAAGGGACAACAAGCUAAGGUCCCCUGGGUUUAUCUAAACCCGGAUUCAGGACCCAGCUACCAGCUGGGGAACUCGUACUACAAGAGGGCACUGGCUUACCAGUCCGUGCUUGGAGUCGACCAGCAGCUGCUCUACAGCAAUGAUACCCGAGAGCUCACCGGGGAGUACGGUGACGAGUACCCUUGGAAGAAUGGCUUUGAAGGCUGGCGGAGGUCCCUCGCCCUCUCCAUGAACAGGAUGGGGAACAUCAAUGUGUUGACCGGGAAUUCAACAGGGGAGAUUCGUAGGAGCUGCCGGUACACGAACCAAAGAGGCUAAAAGUUUCGACACAACACGAGAUGCUGGAUGGAUAAACAAAGUUGUAUUGCAAUAUAAAUGUGUUUCGAUUCUUCUGUC
This is a messenger RNA of Linum tenue, 1137 nucleotides long. The record is from the annotation of a GenBank genome assembly. Lineage: Eukaryota; Viridiplantae; Streptophyta; Magnoliopsida; Malpighiales; Linaceae.